UUAAUCUAAUGACUCGUGUUUAAUGAUCUGUGUGUGUGUGUUUCUCAGAUUACCCAGCAGCCUCAGCAUGAAUUACCUGCGCAGGCGUCUGUCGGACAGCAGCUUCGUGGCUAACCUGCCCAACGGCUACAUGACGGAGAGAUCCAGCAGCUCCAGCAGCUCUCCCGCGUCCCCGGCCACUGAGCGGCGACCUCUGACCCCGGCGACCCCGGCGACCCCAGCGACCCCGGCGACCCCGGCGACCCCAGCGACCCCGGGGUUCCUCAGCUCCUUCUCCAGCGUGGUGAAGACGGCUCAGAUCGCUAGCGCUGUUCAGGCUAAAGCCGCCGCCGCUCCUGCUAAGCCUAGCGUACGCAAACCCAGAGUCCUGCUGGUCAUCGACGACCCGCACACUGACUGGGCCAAGUACUUCAGGGGAAGGAAGCUGAACGGAGAGUGCGAGAUCCGUGUGGAGCAGGCCGAGUUUUCUGAGCUCAAUCUGGCGUCGUACGUGAACUCGGGCUGUACGGUGGACAUGCAGGUCAACCGAGGAGGAACCAAAGUCGUCAGAUCGUUCAAGCCAGAUUUUGUGCUGGUCCGCCAGCACGCCUACAGCAUGACCCCGGGCGAGGACUUCCGGAGCCUCGUGAUCGGCCUGCACUACGGGGCCGUUCCCAGCGUCAACUCGCUCUUCUCCAUCUAUAACUUCUGCAGCAAACCCUGGGUGUUCUCUCACAUGAUCAAGCUCUAUCAGAGUCUGGGUCCAGAGAAGUUCCCGCUCAAUGAGCAAACCUUCUUCCCCAACCACACACAGAUGCUGCCCACAGCAACAUUCCCAGUGGUGGUGAAGAUGGGACACGCCUAUGCCGGCAUGGGAAAGGUAAAGGUGGAGACGGCGAAUGACUUCCAGGACAUCACCAGUGUGGUUGCGAUCGCUAAAACCUACGCCACGACCGAACCCUUCGUCGCCUCGAAGUACGACAUCCGCAUCCAGAAGAUCGGCACAAACUACAAAGCCUACAUGAGGACGUCCAUCUCUGGAAACUGGAAGGCCAACACGGGUUCAGCCAUGCUGGAGCAGAUCGCCAUGACUGACAGGUAUCGUGUGUGGGUGGACUCGUGCUCGGAGAUGUUCGGUGGUCUGGACAUCUGCGCUGUCAAAGCCGUCCACGGCAAAGAUGGAAAGGACUAUAUCAUAGAGGUGAUGGACAGCUCGAUGCCUCUGAUCGGGGAGCACGUGGAGGAGGACCGGCAGCUGAUCUGUGAUCUGGUUCUGAAUAAAAUGGCGUCAGUUCUUCUGGGCGUCGCGACACCACAGCCCAGCACUAAGACUCAACCAGCACCGCAGACGACUCAGCCGAAACGAGCUCCAGGGGGUCCUCGCUCGUCUGAGUCGGGUCAAGCGUCUCCCCAGCGAGCUCGAUCUGCCAGUACUUCUCCCAGUCAGGCCUUCCAGCCCGGCCCGAUUCCCUCCAGCGGCGCCAGCUCACAGAAACAACCAGCGCAGCUCAAUAAGUCGCAGUCGCUCACCAACAGCUUCAGCGAAACUCUGCGUGGAAACGUGACGGACGACGAGGCCAAAGCCGAAACUAUACGCAGCCUUCGCCAGUCCUUCGCCAGCCUGUUCUCUGACUAACAUACACACACACACACACUCACACACACUCACACUCACACUCACACUC
Rhinichthys klamathensis goyatoka is the source of this 1664-nucleotide messenger RNA. It is a transcript of the gene syn3, whose product is annotated as synapsin III. The record is from RefSeq and is a predicted model, not a curated record. Bases 23 to 1615 code for a protein of 530 amino acids. Gene Ontology annotation, biological process: neurotransmitter secretion. The transcript has 13 exons. Gene Ontology annotation, cellular component: synaptic vesicle membrane; synaptic vesicle. Gene Ontology annotation, molecular function: ATP binding. Lineage: Eukaryota; Metazoa; Chordata; Actinopteri; Cypriniformes; Leuciscidae.